AUGCAUAUUUGGAAUUUUGGUGCAAUUCAAAUUAUUUUGGUACCUGGUACUGUACUGUAUAUUAGCUAUUUACGUUAUUACUAUUUUGGCAAGGAUGAAAUACUGCAGAAGUUAUCAUUUUACGUCACAUAUACUACUUGUACCUACGAAAACAAAAAAAUAAAGAGAAUGAAAGCUAACUUUGAACAAUCUGCUAAUAGUUCGACCACUAGACUUCAUGAGCGGUUGUACGGCACAGGCUCUCUAAGUGAACGAAAAAAUUACGGUUUACUGAAAAUGAAAGCACAAAAACGUCAUAAAUCUAUUAAAAGAAAGCACUGUGGAGACGGUGGAAGUUUUACACUUGCGUGCAGCACGACUUAUAAAGUAAUUGAAGAGUUGCUGAGUAUUCCUAUCAGGUGGAAUGCGAAGACUGCACGAGAGCUAUUGUUAAAGUAUACAGUAAUGCUUCGAAAAUUCGUAUGGAACCUGAUGAGAGGUAAGAAUAAAAUAUUGGAGCACUUUUGA
Molecule: messenger RNA, 507 nt
Organism: Bathycoccus prasinos
Lineage: Eukaryota; Viridiplantae; Chlorophyta; Mamiellophyceae; Mamiellales; Bathycoccaceae
Exons: 2
Coding region: 1-507 (168 amino acids)
Source: RefSeq, a predicted model, not a curated record